Cooperia oncophora is the source of this 375-nucleotide messenger RNA. The record is from the annotation of a GenBank genome assembly. NCBI's taxonomy places the organism in Eukaryota, Metazoa, Nematoda, Chromadorea, Rhabditida, Trichostrongylidae.
AUGGAUGCCGCUGUUAUUGAUCGAGUAGUCAAAAUACCAGAUGUAGCAGCUACUGCCGCUAUGCGGAUACUUCGCGAGCAGGGUGCAUCCGGUGGUACCAGCAGUGGAGUGAACCUACUCACGUCGAUGCAUAUUGCGGCGACAGCGGUGAAGCCACAAAAGUCUCGACUAACUAUCACGACCUUGUUGGCGGAUCCUGGCCAUUACUACGAUUCAACAUACUAUAACAGAGAAUGGAUUGCACGGAAGUUUGCACGACAUGGAGGAUUAGAGGCUUACGACUGUUGGUACACUGUGAUCGCCGAGAGUCUUUCAUCGGGUGAUGAUCCAUUAUUGCUUGGAUAUGAUCGAUGUCCUAAUGGAUUAUUGCCUUAG